Molecule: messenger RNA, 1217 nt
Organism: Macrobrachium nipponense
Lineage: Eukaryota; Metazoa; Arthropoda; Malacostraca; Decapoda; Palaemonidae
Exons: 2
Coding region: 168-1217 (349 amino acids)
Source: RefSeq, a predicted model, not a curated record
UAUAUCCAUACCAAGGGCACUUCUCGAGUUUACAUCUCCGUCCCUUGCACUGGAAUACAUCAAUGAUCAAACCGAGAAGACAUCAUCUCAGGAUCCUGUCUUUACUUUUGCUCAGUACUUUGGCCUUAUUUUUGUGAUGUAUUAUACUCAAGCACUGAUAACAAUGCAUGGAGCAUCGUGAAGUGAUAAAUUUGUGCUUAUGGAAACUCAGCACAAUGGCAAGCAGCUCACAAGGAAUGAUAAAGAAGAUCCACACCUACCGUUACGAGGAUAUCGUGAAAGAGCAGGGAAGAGAUGUAAUGGCUAUGAUCUUACAAGUUAUCCUUGAGGAAAGCAGUCAGAAGAGCAGUACCCAAGAGAAAUUAAAAGACAUUGGUAUUUACAGCAAACUUGACAAAAACGUUCGCCUGAAAAUAGAUGCAAGUCAACCAUUAGAUGAACAAGAUAUUACUUUUCUCUUCAGCAUUAUCUUCACAUAUUUGAAAGUAAGACCUCUAGAUCCCAAACUAAUGGAUUUGUUAAGAGAGGUAAAGUUCCAAAGAAAUGAAGUUUCUCAUGAGUACCAUGAGCUUACUAAGUCAGAAUUAGAAACUAAAGUGACUGCUUUACAUCAGCUGCUAGCAGAAGCCCUAAAUGAAGCAGAAAAACUUUAUCCCGGUGACAGUGCUCGAAGCACAAAGUUUAACGACAUGAGACUGAAAGUGGACCAGUCCAUCAGUGAGAUUUUAGAAACAAAAGUGCGCGAAUCACUGGAUCCUUCUAAUCCUGAAGAUUAUAAGAUCCAGAGAGAAGAACACAAGGAUUUCUGGAGUCAAAGUGAGGCAGAUAUCCAAUGUGAGGCAAAAGAUUCGCUUUUGAAGGACUGGGGGACAAGAUACCGAAUCAGUUUAAUGGGAUGGCUGGCACAAAGCCAGCUGACAAAGCCAAGUAAUAUUGCUGUGUCACUUAAAAUGGAAACAGAAAAGGUGUUGCACAACUUACUUCCUGUUUCUGAGGAAAUAAGUUUUAUUCAGAAUGACAUUAUCGGUCUCAAAGAUAAAAAAGGCAAUAAUCCAGAGGCUGUCCUCAUAUCAGGUGAGGCUGGAAUGGGGAAGACCACUUUGCUCCGUCUGAUUGGAGAGAAGUGGACGGAAAGACAACAUGACUAUUUUCCUGGUCUUGACAGCUACUUAUUAGUAUUUUACUUUGAAUUUAGAGACAGGACCUCGAACACUUGA